AUGAGUUUGGAGGGCUUGGAGACCCCGGCGGUCGUCGAAGCCCACCAGGCUUCGAUAGCUGAGCCAACAGGAUGGUUCCUGUUGAAGUACGCAGAGGGUAGCCGGGACACGAUUGAGGUCUACAAAAGGGGAACCGGUGGUGUCAGCGAGGCCCGCGAUGCCAUCGAAAGCUACCCGGACAAGUCACCACUAUACGGCAUGGUGCAACAUAGGAGGAGGAAAGUCAUCGUGAAAUAUGUGCCAGACGGCACUUCUCGUCUGCUCCUAGUGCGCGUCAAGAUUCAAUUUCAGGCAGUGCCGGACGCUUUUCCUCACGAUGUAGUAUUCGAGAUCACAACCGCCACCGGGCUGAACGAUUCGGCGCUGGGUAUGCACACUAUGCUCGCGCCUUCGAUCGGCUCAGUAACAUCGUCAUCUUCAUCCUUGCGAAAGGAGCGCCUGAAAGACAUCACAGAGGAUGCGGAGGAAGGUGGGAUUGCUAAGAAAGAGACCACACAUGGACUUGCACCAGAAGUCGCGACACAAUCUCAUGUUCCAGUUGCUAUACCAACUCACAGACAAGAGGCGCCAACAGUGCAGCCACAAGAGGACAUGCUGGACGAUCUCCCGGCAAGCGCACUGCGCGCAAAGGCCCUUCUUGCCAUGCGCAAUUCCCCAGAAAUCGACGUCACAGACCACGACGAGCAAGAGUCACGAGCGCGAUCAGAGACGCCACUGAAGCACGCCUUGUCAGAUGCCUCGCGAGAGCAGAAGCCAUCAGCAUACACCUCGGCCUCUCCACCCAUUCUCCCACCGAUUGUGCCUGUGAGCACAGACUUCGACAAGGCUCUUCCUGCGCCGCCAGCUACUGAAGAUGUCGCUCCACAGCAGUCAGCGAAAGCCUUGCCAGUCGAGGAGUUCGUAGCACAUCAGCCGCCUGCGCGGUCAACAACAGCACCAGACCUUAAGCACUCUCCACAUUUGACAGCCGGAGAAUCGGAAAGCAUCAGCCUGUGGAGCAGUGAGGUCGCUCAAUUUGUACCGCAGCCGAAGAAAAAGAAACUUGGUCCUCGUCCACACGUAGAGCCGCCAGGGCGACCUCGCACUUCAGGAGCCUCCGACAACAAUGUUCGCACAAGAACAACAGCGGGCUUGCCGAACACUGUCAAAGUUGCCACGGAUCGUGCAAGGAUGCCAAUGUCGUUACGACCAAGCUCGCAGCAGUCCUCCAAAAGCGUACCGGGACGCUUUCCAUCGUCGCAGUCUGUCACCAAUCAUCCGCCGAUGCCAUCACCUACACAUAUUCCACAUUUCCAGCGUCCAGAAAGCAGAUCAGUGGUUGGGAGAACCCCGUCUAUGACUUCCGAAAUGAGCGUCAAUGCUACACCUGAGAAGAUCCGGCUGAUGAAAGCUCUGCAGAUGCGGAAGCGCAACAUGCUCGCAACUCAGCGGUCGUCCCUGAGUCCGAUGCUGCCGGCUGAGCACUCACCACAAGGCCAGAAUGGAUAUCUGCCGGACUCUAACGGUGGCACACCUACACCCACUACUUUCGCAUCGGAGCGAGCUGAAGAAUCUUCAUUUACAAGCCGGGAGGAGCCCGAGAAUCGACGUGGAUCGCUCUCGUCCGAUACCAGCUCCUCCAUCACCCCGAAAGCGGAUGAAUCAGAGAAGCCGAAACCAAAAGCUGUCAAGCCCGAAAAGCGAGAGGAUCGUAGUCGGCUCGCCGCGCCUCCCAUAGCAGAGGUCGAUAGCGAUGAUGAGAUUUCGAAUUCGACUCAGGACAACCAAGUAGAUUCGUUUCCUGCGCCACCUCGAUCACCGGUCCCGCCUGCCUCACCAGGACCACCUGCGAAGGAUACGAUUCCCCGCAAACCUGUUGCUGCUACGGCGGCGCAGUCGACUCCGUCUCCUUCAGAUCACUCGCCAUCGAGGCCCGCGAAUCCCAAACGUCUCAGUAUGAGCAAUGUGGCGUCUAGGGUCAAGAAAGGCCUCUCAAUACCUCAGCCAUUGCAGACCACAAACUCCGCUGAUGUCUCAGGUGAUUCCGAUGCCGAGUCCUUCAUGGAUGAAUUGGAGAAUGCGACCGUCCAGGAGGCAAAGCCAGUCAUAGUCGCACGAACGCCGGUCACUCCAGUCAUGUCCGCACCAGCAAUUUUCAGGGACGGCAAUCGCAACGGUACGAACGGUUUUCAGCCUCGGUCCUCGAGCGCAAACUACAUCCAAGAAAGAUCGCAGGCCUUGGGAAGCCGUAGCUCAUCUGCUUUGAACAACUGGCCGCCCAUGCCAAAUGAACAGCAGGGUGCUCCACUAACAAAGAAAUCAUCACUGGGUACAGGCAUCUCGAAAAGAAUUAAGGCGCUGGAGGUCCUGUCAACUCGCGACUCAACGAGUCCGCCCCGACAACCUGUACGUGACAUACCCUCAAAGAGGUCUGCGUUUGAGACUUUUAUGAAGCGUUCGUCAUUUGUGAAGCCAAACGCAUCGACUGACAAGCCUCCUCCAAAGAAGGUACCCGAAACCAUGCCUGUCGGACCCAUUGCAACAAACGUUGGUCCCGCAGCGAGCGACCCUGCUGCCUUUGCGCCCCCAGCCAAGGGAGAGGCUGUGUCUGUGACAGCCCGCAUCAUUCGACGGGAUGAGCACUUACCACCGUCGACAGCGCCAGGGGAUCUCAAUCUUCAUCGAAGUCCCCUAAUUGUCGAGCACGAACGGAAGAACAUAGAUGGUCGAGCCGUCAGCAGAGGACGUACUGCAGACCCACCUCGAAGUCCAGUCAAAGAGAAAGGCCGCUUCUCAUUCUCGUCGUACCGGUCAAUGACACAAUCCGCAUCGCAGCCGGCACGACUGAACACGGCAGAUUCAUCAAGCAAACUAUCGUUGUCGAGCAGGGCAAAAAUGCCAAGAUCGAUGAGUGAUAAUUCAUCCCUGACGGAGGAAAAGAAAGGAGGGUCGCGGACGCACCGACUGAUGAAGAGGGUGUCCAAUCUCACAGGGCGCAAGAGUCAGAAGAAUCUAGCAGCCAAAUCGGAGGUCGACCUCCAUCGCGAGCAGCAUCCUGAGACCAUUGACGAGAGAAUGGAAGGCGACGACCGUACCGUGACUUCAAACAACGAAAGUCUAUUACACGUCGUCGAUAUUGGGGACGUGAACGUCCAGUUCCCUGACACAUUGCUCUGGAAGCGUCGCUUCAUGCGUAUUGAUGAUCAGGGAUAUCUCAUUUUCUCACCUCCAGCGAACGACCCGAGCAUACGGAACGUGAGCCGGAAAUAUCACCUUGCCGACAUACGCACUCCGACGCUUCCGGACCUGGAACGCGAGCAGAUGGCGUGGAGCGUGUUCCUCGAUAUGAGAGAUGGCACUUGCAUUCAAUGCGCUUGCGAGAGCCGGGCUAUGCAGCAGCAGGUCCUUCAAAUGCUUGUUGAUGCUCACAGCGCCUACUCUCAGCUUUAUGGUACAUAA
This is a messenger RNA of Cyphellophora attinorum, 3438 nucleotides long. RefSeq lists its product as uncharacterized. The transcript is spliced from 4 exons. The coding region runs from base 1 to 3438 and encodes 1145 amino acids. Lineage: Eukaryota; Fungi; Ascomycota; Eurotiomycetes; Chaetothyriales; Cyphellophoraceae. The record is from RefSeq and is a predicted model, not a curated record.